Messenger RNA from Hemiscyllium ocellatum (epaulette shark), 4315 nucleotides. It is a transcript of the gene tcf7, whose product is annotated as transcription factor 7. Gene Ontology annotation, biological process: regulation of transcription by RNA polymerase II; canonical Wnt signaling pathway. Gene Ontology annotation, molecular function: DNA-binding transcription factor activity, RNA polymerase II-specific; RNA polymerase II cis-regulatory region sequence-specific DNA binding. The record is from RefSeq and is a predicted model, not a curated record. The transcript has 13 exons. NCBI's taxonomy places the organism in Eukaryota, Metazoa, Chordata, Chondrichthyes, Orectolobiformes, Hemiscylliidae. The coding region runs from base 26 to 1600 and encodes 524 amino acids. Gene Ontology annotation, cellular component: beta-catenin-TCF complex.
UGAAGGGGAAACAAACCUGAGGAAAAUGCCGCAGCUGAACAGCGGUGGAGGGGAUGAUCUGGGGGCGAACGAUGAAAUGAUCUCCUUUAAGGACGAAGGGGAACAGGAGGAGAAAGCCUCCGAGAACGCUCUCACAGAAAGGGACUUAGCAGACGUGAAGUCAUCGUUAGUCAGCGAGUCGGAGACUAACCAGAACGUGAAUCCUGCAUCCGAUCUAGGGGCGAUCAGACGCUCACAGGACAAUCAAAGAAUUUACCAAGACAAAUCCAGAGGUCACAUCGAUGACGCUUUGAAGCAGCGUCAAGAUGGAGGGACAUUCAAAGGGUCAGCCUACUCGGGGUAUCCCCACUUUCUGAUGCUCCAGGACCCCUACCUGUCUAAUGGACCCCUUUCUCCAUCUUCAAACAAGGUUCCUGUGGUGCAACCAUCCCAUGCUGUCCAUCCCCUCACACCUCUCAUCUCCUACAGCAAUGAGCACUUUGCGCCCAGUUCGCACUCACCACACCUUCCAGCAGAGAUCAACCAAAAAUCAGGUUUGCAUCGGUCACCACAGGGUCCUGAUCUGGCUGCUUUAUAUUCUCUGUCUCCUGGUACUGCAGGACAGAUCACCCCGACAAUAGGCUGGCAAGGUCAGUCUGUCUAUCCAAUUACAUCAUGUGGAUUUAGACAACCUUACUCUUCACCGCUUCCACCCAGCACUUCCAUAUCCAGGUUUCCUCAUCCUCUGGUGUUGGGUCCUCCAGGCAUGCACUCUACAGGGAUCCCCCAUCCUGCUAUUGUGAGUGCUUCUGGCAAACCAGACAUGACUCAAUACGACAGUGGACUGCGAUCCAUGAAACCUAAUCCUGAACCAAAAAGGGAAAAAGAAAGUAAAAAGCCUACUAUCAAAAAACCCCUCAAUGCAUUUAUGCUUUACAUGAAAGAAAUGAGGGCGAAAGUUGUAGCUGAGUGCACUCUGAAGGAGAGUGCAGCCAUCAACCAAAUCUUGGGUAGAAGAUGGCAUGCUCUCUCCCGUGAAGAACAGGCAAAGUACUAUGAAUUGGCAAGGAAAGAACGACAACUACACAUGCAACUUUAUCCAGGCUGGUCUGCCAGGGAUAACUACGUGGUGACCCCACGGGUGUCGGGAGCCCUCAGUGCCUUACCAAGUGGCUAUUCUUCACGUGAGGGUAAAAAGAAAAGAAGGAAAAGAGAAAAACAGCAAGACUCUGAUCCAGAUCCAAGCUCUCCUAAGAAAUGCCGGGCACGCUUUGGCCUUGACCAACGGACAGACUGGUGCGGCCCUUGCAGGAAGAAAAAGAAGUGCAUUCGAUACUUGCAAGGAGAAGCCAGGUGCUCCAGCCCAGUUUCUUCAGAUGGAAGUGUGAUGGACUGUCCUUCCCCUCCUUCUAAUGCACUCCAACCUUCAGCAGAAACUUCAGCCACGCUUGCUAACUCUUCAGACAUAGCGCAACCAGCACAGCCAAAUACAGUCUCUUUCUCUGCUCAUUCCCAGCCUAACACAAAUCUAACUGGACUUUCUAUACCCUCUACACUGGACUCUCAUCUAUAUAAUAGUGCUUUACUGAACAUCCCAAAUCAGCAUGCAAUGACAAGAUAAUGGGCAACUUCAACCAUGCUGACUAAUUGAAUAGUAGCAUCCCAGCACUUGAGUGUGGAGAUUCCAUGAUGCCUCUAACCAGGCCCAACCAGUGUAGUGUACAUUCAAAGAACAAGCAUUCUGAAUUUUGAUAUCCUAUCAAGACACACAACAAAAUCUGAUUCUGCUCUUUCAAAAUUAUCCAACGAGGAACAUUGGACAAUAGAAACAAGUUGUCAUUUAAGCGUUCCUGUCAGUCUUUAUCAUGAUUGUUCCAUCUGUGAUUGAGUUCAAAAACUAUUGUAAUAAUCAAACAGUUUAUUUAUAGUCAUUUAACCAAAAAAAACAGGCUAUUUCAUAGUUAGCACUUUUAUCUAGGGCCCCUGUUUAUCUUUGUAUAUACCACUAUAUAUAAACACAUUACUCCUUCACACUUUUCUGUGGCGGGGUAUGCUGUUUCUUUUCUCCUCCUUUAGCAAUGGAAGCAGUUUAUAUAUUUGGAGCUUAUAAAUUCAUCCAACCAUGGAAAUCUUUCAGUAAUUAGCACUGAAGGAAAAAACUUCAGAAUCUCUCCCUGAAACCAAGAGCUGUCUAAUUUGAUGUUUUCAGCACUAACUAGAUCAGUUUAAUAAGCAUUAGUUUGUAUCAGUCCUAUGAACCACAAAAUCUUAUGUAGCUGCAAUUUGUCUAGGGAGCAUUAUUUCUUUAUAGACAGGACUUAUUAAUAAUUGCCCUUUAAGGAAAGGUGAAUAUAGAUGCUACUUUCUCCAAAUGGUUUUGUUAGUUUAGGGUAUGAUCCCAGCUCCCAUUUACACUCAGCAACAGGAUAUAUAUUCCCUUCACUAAAUAUGAUAUUGAACAAGACAACAGGGAGAUAACAAGCUUUGAUAUUAUAGUGGACAAGGCUGUACCUAAUUUCUGCUGACCAUUUUUGUAAUGCCUAGACUAGAGAUUGACAGCAUCUAACUUGAUUACUUUUUAUAUUUCUUAACAUUUAGAAGUUUACUAUUGAAAUGUGAUGCAAUUUGAUGGACCUACAAAUAUUGUUUUUGUUUGAGCUUCUGGUUUCUAAUUUUUAUUUAAGUUCAGUAAAUUAGAAUUUUUUUGUUAAUUAUGAAUUUUGGAUGCAUUACUUCCACAGCUACAUACUGUCCCAUUAAAUUUGUAAAUCUUUGCUGUGUGGUAAUCAAAUAAAAAAUCUACAGUGAAUGAAGCCUCAAGGUUUAAAGUAGAAGGGAGGUGACCCAUCUCAGUAUCUCAAUGCCUAUGAGUGUUAAUUAAAUUUGGAAAAGGGCCUGUGAAAUUGUCCCAACCUACUAAAAUCCACCCUUCUAAGUGAAAUUCAGAUAUAUUAAUUUGCAUGAUAGUCAGCAACAGUGAAUAUCCAAGAGUUUAUUCCUCCUUUCCCCAACAUGCUGUGUGCCAAGGCUAGUACUGUUGAAGAGAAGCAUGACAUCAGAACCCUCUAGCCUUAUCACCAGGGAUGAACUGGCUCAGUUAGAAAAUGGGGGAUCUCAUAGGGUUACAUAAUUGAUGCUUUCCUCUCCCCAUGAAAUUUCUUACAUCAUUUUAGGGGAAUCAGUUCUCCCCAUCUGUACCUACUCAGCUCAGAGGAAUCUUUUGCUUUUCCUUCAAUAACUCCUUCGGCUAAUCAGCUGCACAAGGGAAGGGCACAUCAAAUUAUAUGGUAAAAAUGUUAUGUUGUUCUUAGAUGAGGUUCUAUUGGUAAAGAAAAGCAUUGAGAAAUAACAGUGUCAUACUAAUUCACAGGGGUUGCUUUCCUUAAGUUCAGAUUAUGGCAUUUUGUUGGAAAGGAGAGCUUUACCCUACAGCUUGCACCAAACAAUAGCUAUAUGAAGUUAAAUUAUAGCACCACUGUGGAAUUUGCUAGGUCUCAUUUAAUGUAGCAGUCCUUAUGGGAAAGCGAACGAGCUCUGGAUUUGGACCCAAACCUGACACUUGUCCAACUUCUCCCCCUUUCCACAUGUUAAAGUUUAUAUAUAAACUAAGUGAAGAGUAAAAUGAGUCAAUAAAGAUAUUUUUAUUUGAAGUAUAGCAUAUGAAAACAUUUAUUUUAAAUAAUAAUUGCUUUCUAUGUAUAUUACAUUGGUUGAUGGGUCUUUCCAUUGUUAAUAAAAGACUGCUUUGCAGGCAGUUAAAAACUAGCAUUUAUACUGUCAAACAGAUAAAUGAGGUCAAUAUUUGACCUGGAUGUUACUUUUAUGAAGCCCUGAAAUGUUCAAACAAUCGCAUAGUUUUAUUGUUAUUAUUUCAUUUUCUUGCCUAUUUGUAUAAAAAAUUCAAAAACAAAAAAAAAUAUAAAUAUGAAACUUGCUUUUGCUUUUCUGUGUGUGUAUUUCAGGCUGUUGUAAUAUUUUUGAGUUAUAUUUUUAGGGGGAAACAUAAAAGUAGAAAUAUAGACAGGGUUUUAUAACAGUGUAAUAUUUCAUAUUUCUGAUUGAAUAUUGUUUCACCCUCAGUGACGAGAGCAACAAAACCUUGUCAGCAUCUUUAUAUUCACACAAGAUUUGUUUGCAUUUUUGUAGAAAACUGCUUUCAGGGACAUAGAUGUAUCCCCUUCAACAACGUAAUUACAGUUCAAUCAAAAUGCCAGUAACACAUGGUCACAUCCAUGUUGAUAAUAACCAAAAAUUGUAAGUAACCAGAAAAGAUUAUUAAGUCAUUGAAAAUUGUACUAUUUGCUGAAAAAAAUAAAAAAAAGUAUUUUGGUUGAAA